AUGGCCGACAAGCUUCGCAACCAGCAGGAACUCGAACGACUCCAGGCCAAGUACGUCGGAACCGGCCAUCCCGACACGUCUAGCUGGGAGUGGCGGACCAAUAUCCAGCGCGACACCUACUCCUCCAUCGUCGGCCACCGACCGCUCCUCACAUACAUCUCGCUGGCUGAGAACGAGCCCUUGACAAAGAUGCGAGCGCAAUUGAUCAGGAAAAUGAUUCAACCAUGUGGUCCUCCACCGCCCCGAGAGGACUGA
Molecule: messenger RNA, 255 nt
Organism: Trichoderma reesei QM6a
Lineage: Eukaryota; Fungi; Ascomycota; Sordariomycetes; Hypocreales; Hypocreaceae
Exons: 3
Coding region: 1-255 (84 amino acids)
Biological process (GO): mRNA splicing, via spliceosome
Cellular component (GO): U2 snRNP; precatalytic spliceosome
Source: RefSeq, a predicted model, not a curated record